AUGGAGCAGCGUGGAGUGGCCGUGGCCAUCAGGCCCGCAGUGCUGGCCAUCGCCUUCCUGGGCGCCGGAGCCUCCGCCCCCGACACCUGUCCAGAGGUGAAGCUGGUGGGUCUGGAGGGCUCCGACAAGCUCUCCAUCCUCCGAGGCUGCCCGGGGCUGCCCGGACCCGCAGGGCCCAAGGGAGAGGCAGGCGCCAGUGGACAGAAAGGGGAACGAGGUUCUCCCGGAGUCCCUGGGAAGGCAGGGCCGGCCGGGCCCAAAGGAGACCGAGGGGAAAAGGGCGCGGGCGGAGAGAAAGGAGAGCCGGGGCAGCUUCAUUCCUGUGCCACAGGACCUCGGACCUGUAAGGAGCUGCUCACCAGGGGGCACUUUCUGAGUGGCUGGCACACCAUCUACCUGCCCGACUGCCGGCCCCUGACCGUGCUGUGUGACAUGGACGUGGACGGCGGGGGGUGGACCGUUUUCCAGCGAAGGAGUGACGGCUCCGUGGACUUCUACCGGGACUGGACCGCGUACAAGCAGGGCUUCGGCAGUCAGCUGGGAGAGUUCUGGCUGGGGAAUGACAACAUCCACGCCCUGACCGCCCAGGGAAACAGCGAGCUCCGGGUAGACCUCAUGGACUUUGAGGGCAACCACGAAUUUGCCAAGUACCAGUCAUUCAAGAUGGCGGGUGAGGCAGAGAAGUACAAGCUGGUCCUGGGAGCCUUUGUCGAGGGCAGCGCAGGUGAUUCCCUGACGUCCCACAACAACCACGCCUUCUCCACCAAAGACCAAGACAACGACAAAAAUACUGCAAACUGUGCGGUGCAGUACCAGGGGGCCUGGUGGUACAACAACUGUCAUGUGUCAAACCUGAACGGUCGCUACCUUGGGGGGCCCCACGAGAGCUUUGCAAACGGCAUCAACUGGAGGUUAGGGAAGGGGUACAACUACAGCUACAAGGUGUCGGAGAUGAAGGUGCGGGCCACCUAG
Messenger RNA from Balaenoptera ricei (Rice's whale), 972 nucleotides. Its product is annotated as ficolin-1-like. Lineage: Eukaryota; Metazoa; Chordata; Mammalia; Artiodactyla; Balaenopteridae. The transcript has 9 exons. Bases 1 to 972 code for a protein of 323 amino acids. The record is from RefSeq and is a predicted model, not a curated record.